Molecule: messenger RNA, 2157 nt
Organism: Dipodomys spectabilis (banner-tailed kangaroo rat)
Lineage: Eukaryota; Metazoa; Chordata; Mammalia; Rodentia; Heteromyidae
Gene: Elmod1
Product: ELMO domain containing 1
Exons: 11
Coding region: 258-1220 (320 amino acids)
Molecular function (GO): GTPase activator activity
Source: RefSeq, a predicted model, not a curated record
GACUUUCUUGGAAGCAAUUACUUGAGGGCAGUUCGUGCGGCACCUGCACAGUCCACAGAGGCACAAUGAAGCACUUCCUGAGGAUUCCUUCAAGCAAGAAUUGACUCUCACUAGCACAUUCAUUGAAAUUGUUCAAAAUAAGCCACUUUUCUCUCCUUAUUCCAAAAGAAGACGUCAGAUUCACAAAUUUAAGAUGAUGGAAUAGGUUUGCACUUCAGAGUUCUGUUGGAAGGGUGGUGUCUUUUGUUUUUCACAGAAUGUUCAUCCAGGUGUGCCUGUAUUUUUACUGUAAAUUUUUGUGGCGCUGCCUGAAAUUUGUAAUGAGAAAGCUAACUGGAAGAUGUGAACUGCAACGCAUCUGCUACAACACCAAGCCAGGAGCAUCUAGAACCAUGAAAAUUGAAACAUCAUUGAGGGAUUCAAAGAGUAAGCUGCUGCAGACUUCAGUGAGUGUUCACCCUGAUGCAAUUGAGAAAACUAUAGAAGAUAUCAUGGAACUGAAAAAUAUUAACCCCGACAUAAAUCCACAGUUGGGAAUCUCUCUUCAGGCUUGCCUCCUGCAAAUCGUGGGCUACAGAAACCUUAUCGCAGAUGUGGAAAAACUGCGCAGAGAGCCCUAUGAUUCUGAGAACCCUCAACAUGAGGAAAUGCUCUUGAAGUUAUGGAAAUUCUUAAAGCCCAAUACUCCCCUGGAAGCUCGGAUUUCUAAGCAAUGGUGUGAAAUUGGUUUCCAAGGUGAUGAUCCUAAAACAGAUUUUCGAGGAAUGGGACUUCUGGGGCUCUAUAAUUUGCAGUAUUUUGCAGAAAGGGACACGACAGCGGCUCAGCAGGUCCUUUCUGACUCUCUUCAUCCAAAAUGCAGUAAGUUCAGCAAAGCAGAAUGGGAGAAGAAAAGGAUGGAUAAAGCAAUUGGGUACUCCUUUGCAAUUGUGGGCAUCAAUAUCACCGACCUGGCCUAUAAUCUUCUGGUGAGCGGAGCUCUAAAAACCCACUUCUACAACAUUGCCCCAGAAGCUCCAACCUUGUCUCACUUUCAGCAAACAUUCUGCUACUUGAUGCACGAAUUUCACAAGUUUUGGAUUGAAGAGGACCCCAUGGACAUAAUGGAAUUUAAUCGUGUGCGGGAGAAGUUUCGUAAGAGGAUCCUAAAACAGCUACAAAACCCAGACAUGGCGCUGUGCCCACAUUUCGCUGCCUCCGAAGGUUUAAUCAACAUGUAGUUCCCCCCCUUGCGCCCACCCCCUCUCCCUCCAGUGGAAUCUGGCUCAUUGUCAUGUUAGUUCUUACUUAAGCCCCAGCUCACAUUGAAUGCACGCAGUGCUUAUAUGCAUGCCUUUUGGUACAGUAUUUUCACCCCUUGGUCAUACUUCUGAGAUUCCCCAGGUACGUUAUUUCUGGAGUAGGCGUCUUCCAGUGACUGCUCACAUUGUGGCGUUUGACAGUGUUACAUCUCGCCUUGACACCCAGGAAUGGAGUUUUCCAUUUUUUUUUUAGAUUGUUUUUCUUCCUCCCUCUUAAUUCAACAUUACAGACUUCCUUUUCCUAGCUGUAUUUUGUAUGUAAGAAGUAUAGCCCGAAAUUUGUUCUGUGAGAGCCUUUUAAUUUAAUGAUGUGUCUCAUGACUACUGCUGCUAGCUUUUCAAGCCUGGUUCAUGCUUGGACCACAUUCUGAUAAAAUAGAAGACUUUAAAAUAAUACAGACAGACACAUGAUAAGCCAAACUCUUCCUUCAAACAUAGCUGCGCAUCAUGACCCUGUAUCAAAAUUUACAAGAAAUCACUUUAGGUAGGAGCUGUUUCUAUGUGAUCAUGACCAUGUAUCAAGACUUACAAGGAAGUCACUUUAGGUAGGAGCUGUUUUUGUGUGAAGUACCACAGAAUUAUAGCGUAACUUCAUCCCAGUAGCAAUUGUGUCUUCAUCAUCUGGAUAUCGAAUUACUUUAUUUCCAUAAUUCUACUGGCUUGGAUGUCUUCAUGUGUUUAUGAUGCCUAGAGCCCCACAAAAUAAGUCAGCAUAUUUCAAAAUCUGCAAAUCAUUUUUCACUGCCUGCCUCCUGCUGAACUCAGAGUCACCCCCAGCAUGAUUCUGAUCCAAGCAUCUUGGCUUGAUGAACUUAAACGAUGACUGGUUUGCGUUCUAUGUCAAGGGGCAAUAUUU